CCUUCAUUUCUGUUUAAAGAUUAUCUAAUGAUUAUACCGCGGUUAAAUGGAAAAUGAGAAGCUCCUCCCGAACGAACGUCACGUAAUCUCGCGAGAGUGAGAGUGAGAGAGAGAGAGAGAGAUAAGAAUUGCGUACAAGGCCGCGAGAAGACGAACCGGUGGCGGAAGUGUAUGUUGACAGAUAACGAGAGCUGCGAGAGAAGGAGGACGACGACGAAGGAUGUAGACGGGAUUUUGCGCGAUAUAGACAUCGUGGAUCGUGGGGCGAGCGGAGCGACGGAGUCGGCGGUGGUGGUGCGCGAGAAACACACGGUCUGCGUGCCGGGCUUUAAAGGGAGAGGGAGAGGGAGAGGGAGAGGGAGAGGAAGAGGAAGAGGAGUGGGAGGGGGAGAGGUAAAUCGACUACGUUCGCCCGGUGGGCGAGCGAGCAGCAGCACAGACGAGAAACUCGUCGGCGGCAGCAGAGCGUCGGUGUUAAAAAGGCGCGGGGACCGUCGAUCGCUCGAGUGUGACCGCGUGUCUGAGCUUAGUUAGUAGCGGGCAGCAGUUUCUCGGGUUUCUCCCAGCUUUUCUUCUCCGUCUCUUUUUAUCACGUUUCGCCUCUCUCUCUCUCUUUCGUACACCUCCACCGCCGGGCGACGGAGAAGAGCAGAAAGAAGAAGACGCCGUCUUGUUGAAGGGGUGAGAAAGAAAACUUGCGAUCAACGCGCGGGACGGUCUUUAUUCGAAUUUAGCGAGCCACGACGGUGCGAAGUGACGCUGUACACGCCUCUCGCGUUAUUCGCUCGAUCGUAGCGUACUUCAUCGCGCGAGUCGCAACCGCGCGGGAAGGAAGAAAGGAAACCGAUCAUCGAGCGUCGAAGGGAAGUAACGACGAUCACGGAAGAACAAGAAGAGCUACCGAGGUUGUUGCCUCCGCGCUUGCCGUUCUCGAGCGCGGAAGGUGGUGCGACGCGUGCCGCACGUUUAUGUGCGCGGUCAGGUGACAGGAGGAGGGACGACGAUAACCGUGUGGUAUUGCCGCUGUCGUUGCUGCUGGAAGAUUACAUAGUCGCCGACGAGCUGCUGCCGGCUGCGUGGUGCUCGAAAACGAGGGGUCGAACGGAAGUUCGCAGGGAAGAGGGAGAACGUCGCGAGAGGGUGAGGAAGAGGACAACGAAAAAUAACAGAUCUUGUCCAAGAUGACGAGCGUAGUAACAAAUCUGGUGCAUAGUUAUAGGGACCUCAUGGACAAUCAGUCUGAUCCCAGGGUAAAUGAUUGGAUAAUGAUGAGCAGCCCCUUCCCGACCGUGGCGAUAUGCCUGUCGUACGCUUACUUUAGCAAAGUUCUGGGACCGAAGCUGAUGGAAAACAGAAAGCCUUUCAAUCUUCGCGGAAUCCUCAUAAUGUAUAACCUCAUACAAACUAUCUUCUCCGCUUGGAUAUUCUACGAGUAUUUGAUGAGCGGUUGGGCGAAAGGCUACAGUAUCCGAUGCCAGCCGGUGGACUAUUCGUCCAGUCCGAUAGCUCUUAGAAUGGCGAGAACCUGUUGGUGGUAUUAUUUUAGCAAAUUCACCGAGUUCUUCGACACGCUAUUCUUUAUUCUGAGGAAAAAGAAUCAACACGUUUCAACGCUUCACGUAAUUCAUCAUGGGAUAAUGCCCUUUUCCGUAUGGAUGGGGGUGAAAUUCGCACCGGGCGGUCAUAGUACUUUCUUCGCCCUCUUAAACACUUUUGUACACAUCGUGAUGUACUUCUAUUACAUGGUAGCCGCAAUGGGACCACAGUUUCAGAAGUACAUUUGGUGGAAAAAGUAUCUUACUAGCAUGCAAAUGGUUCAAUUCGUGAUGAUCAUGUGCCAUCAGUUCCAAUUGCUCUUCACCGAGUGCGAUUAUCCGCGGAGUUUCAUGAUCUGGAUCGGUCUGCACGGUGUUCUAUUCCUCGGAUUGUUCUCGGACUUUUAUAAAACAAAAUAUGUGGGCUCCAUAAGCAAAAGCUCCGCGAAAAGAAUGCACAAUGGUACGUCUGGUGGAGGUUGUAUGCCGGUUCUGGACGAGAACGAUAGCGCGACGCACAACGGCGUGUCUUCGUACGCCACGAUCUACAACAAGGAAUACAACAGCUGUUAUAGCAAUGGCACGAACAAUGGUUAUGUCGCCAAUAAUAACAUCACAGAUAAAAAGCUCGCUUAGGACACGUCGCGGCCUCAUUGGAAGCUCGAACAUUUUAGUCGGUGUGCCAGUCAUCUGCUCGUCUCGUCGUACCAGUUACCAUUUGUCUAUCAUGAAAAAUUAUCUCAACAUGUCUACCAAUCUGCACAUAAAACUGCGGAAUCAAAUUAUGCUCAUGUAUAAAGAGGACGAAGAGACGAUGAGAUUUCCGGACAAAAGAGCAGAUGUGUAUAAAGCGAGAUAUCUCGUUAAAUAUUCUGCGUUGUUAGCAGAGCAGAAGUUGUGUUCACUAACAUAGUGUCAUCGACAAAACGGCUGUUACGACGUCCGUGUUAAAAAAAAGUAGAAAAAAAAUGCGAUCAAACUAAUCACUAAAGAAAGAUGCGCGAUUUUUAUUUUCGAAUAAACUACGUAAAACGUGGAUGAUCUUUAAAUUAUCUUUAUAAUUAUCUGAUUUAUAUUGUUAAUGAUUUUCAUUAUCAUUAUUGUUAGUAUCAUCGCAGAUUGUAAUAUCUGCGAUGACAUUAUCGAAAAUUAUUAACAAUAUAAAUAAGGUAAUUAGCGAAGAAAAGAAAUUACUUUAUGAUUUCCAUAUUUGGGGUUACAAAAUUAUGCCGCAAUUUUUAAAUUACAGAUAGCUUAACUAAACUAAUUAAAGAAAGAUCAGAUUUGCUACAAUGUAAAAAUAAUGCGAGAGCAAGCCGGAUAAAGCACACACAUACGACGAAGAAUGCAGAGCAUUCAUCAUCGAUAAUUAAAUUAGCGAGGGCGUGUUCGCUAUGCGUGCUUUUUUUGCUGGUUGUAUACAUGUCGAAUACAAAUAUGAAUGUUCUUUAGUUGUACGUAAUUUUUUCAAGUCAGAGACACACUGCUGGAACUAAAUCCUUUUGCCUUACUAUUGUCAUUGACUCUAUUUCGUUCCUUCUCUUUCCUCUCUCUCCUUUUUCUCUUCCUAUAUUCACUGAUUGUGUUCAAGACUUUUUAAUAUUCUUGAAAAUUUAUAAAAUUAAAUUAUAUACAGAUCAAUUCAUCUAAAAUAUUGUACGACAGAAUUGGCUAUAUUAUUACGUUGGCAAUCGUUAAUAAUUUGUAAAGUUUUUUUUUUUUCACGAAUUUAUUAAUUUUGAAAAAUUGAUGCCUUUUGUUUUUUUUUUCUGAUAACAAUUCAAGUUUAAUCGAAUAAUUAUAUAUCUUGCCAUGCUUUUCGAAUAUGGUAGAAAACUUAUGAUUUUAUAAAUUUGCUUCAUGUUUGCCUUAGACUUUUUAUUUGAGAUUCCUAACUAUUUGUUUAAAAAAUAUUAUUUAUAUUUAUAUCGUCUUAUGUAACACGAAAUUUUAAUGUAAUAAUUUGUUCAAAAUGAUAAUUUUAUAUGUAUGUGAACAAUUUAUUGAUAAUUGUUUCACAAUAAAACUUUAUGGAAACAUUAUACAUUAUUAGCGACAUGUGCCAACUUUAUCAACUAAAUAUAUAUAACUUUCUGUAUUAUUAAUUCAUUAUGUAGCUUGAUUCUACCAUUGAUGGUGCGAUAGUAUUUGCGAUAUAAGUUGCCGAAAAAAAUGUAUUCAUCGUUUUGAUCGCUUUGGUCUACAAGCUUUAAUAAAGCCGCACUGCGGCUCUAUAUCACUGUGCACAACAGAACACGAACGCUUUAAUCGAUCGAAAAAAGUAUACGAUAUUCAAAUCGCGAAAGUCACGAAGCUCUAUUGUCGUAGAAUCAAGCUUUAAGGGAGCACGCAUUGAGUAAUGAGCUUUUCUUACACGCAAUCUGUAAGUUUCACAGCGGUCGCAGAACGAGUCAUACAAAUGUGUCUCAAAAUGUAUACACAUACACAAAUAAUAAUAUAUUCGAGGGAAAGGGCAAAUGUUUAGAGAUCAUAAUAUUUGCACUAUAAGAUUAAUAUAUUUGUACACUUCCUAUUUUUAUGAAUAUAUUAUUUAUGAUCCAAACACACAUAAUAAAAAUCUUUAAUAAUAAAACGUUUCUCUCGAUUAUAAUAAACUGAACCGGCUAUUUUUACAGGCGGAUAAAAUAGCUCUAUCAAACGAAAGUGAGAUCUAAACGUAGAGUAGUCUUACAUCGUAUCGUUAUAAUGAACUCCUUUAUGUAAAGUAUGCAUACAAUUGAGAUGAGGAUUAGCGAUGAUUAGCGGGACAAACCGAAAAUGAAUAUCGUCGAAAAGCGUUCGUGCAUUUUUCAUUUAUGCAAAUAAUGAGUUCUAUGUUUGUGAAGCAAUCUCAUUCUGUUGCAAUGAUUUUCGAUUAUAGUCGCGCGCGAGAGCACAUUCUCGAAAUAUUUGUUUAAGUUUAAUUUUGUAUGCCUAUUUUUGUCGCACUUCCACAAUGCCAGUGUGUGUGUGCAAGAUUUUGACAUUGUAAUAUCGUAAUGCACUAUUGUAUAAAAGAUAUAUUUUUGCACAUACAUAUAAUGCCUAAUUUUUUAAAUAUUUUUUUAUUUAUAAAACAAAUUAAUGAUUAAAAAUUUAUUAUUUCUUAAUAAAACGAAAAAACGGUAUUUAAUAUAUUAAUUAACUAGUUUCAAGUAUAUCUAUCCAAGUCGCUAUCUGGUCUUUCAUUUCUUUUGAAAAUGAUUGCUUUGAAUAUUUUUUCCAAAAUUGUUAAAGACUACAAUUAGAUUUUAUCUUUUGUUAUCGAAUUCUUAUCUCUCUCAUUUAUAUUACUUGCUAAUUCUUAUGAAAUACUUAAAACUUAUACAAUUGAUUUAUGUAAAAUAGACAUGAAUUAUCAGAAAAUGAUACGUAUAAUGAGGCUUGAUUGUAGACUUGCAUAGUUCACUUGUGUACAUCUGGAUAUAAUUGCAAGAAUAUGAAAUUUUAUUAUUGGACGUAUAUUUUCACAGAUCGUUAUAUGUAUAUUAGGAUUAAUUUUUUAUGCACGAACACAAUAAUUUAGAUUUCCGAUCUAUCGCAAUACAUUCUCGGGAAUUGAUAUUACAGUUGACAUUAAAGAUUUUUCAUCGUACAAAUUUGAUUAUUUAUUAUAUAUAUAUAACGAACAUGUACUUAGCUUUGCUGCCCCGGCUUAGCAAAGCAUAAACAUAAGAGAAAAACUAUUAUAAUGAAGGACAAAUGGCAAAACGCAUACGCAUAAUCUAAAAAACUGCCAUAAUUGAAUGACAGAGUGUGAACAAAAUUUCAUAUGAAUGGGAGAUAGGUGAGAGUUAAAAGCGGAACAUAAAUUAAUAAGAGAAAUAUUCAGUCAGCUCUUGAGUGUUCAAGAAGAUAGAUUUUAUGCGUGGAUAUCUUACACACAAUACUGCGAUAUAUAUAUAAAAAAGUUGAACUAAUUAAUAGUUAGAUCUAUUGUUAUACAUUAUCACAGUCUUGUUUAAUUUGUGAUACUACGGUAUUACGGACACAGCAUAAUAAUGUGCUAGUUAGCUCAUUUAAGAAAAAUAUUUUGGCGAGAUAGCAUCAUGCAACAAAACAGCGUUUUGUUAGCGAGUCGUAAAUUAUGACUUUUUAUGAAUAUCAUGCUCGAUAGCCGUUUUUUAACGUUUUAACCGGUUUUAAAGAAUACUAAAUCAUGCUGCAACUGUCAUGCAUAUGUCAAUGAAAUACUUUAUAUUGAUUGACGAAACAUGGAAUGCGAAUAAUCAAAAGAUCGCAUUAAAUUUUAUUCUUCACCAGGCAACUAAAUGAAUGGAAAAACUUGCUGACGAGACAAGGAGAAGCUUCCGAUCUUUUUGUACUAAUAUGAACGUGAUAUUUUUUCUACGAAGAUAUCGUUGCAAUUGCAUUUUUUAUUUGAUUGUAUUUUAUCAAUUUAAGCAAGCAAGCAAAAAUUCUUUUUUAUGCAUCGAACGCACAAUACUUUUAUAUAUAUUAUUAAGAAACUAUGUCAAUUCUAAUGUCUACGCUUUUGUAAAACAAUUUUAAUUUUUUAUAAAUUUAUGUAAUUUUUUUUUUACAGAAAAAAAAUUGUCUUUAUUGACAAUGAAUUAGCGCAGUAAAGAUUAAUAUAUUGAUUUUUUUUAUAUUUCUAACAUUACUUUAACAUAUUUAUCAUGUUUUUUUACUUAUAUUUCUUUUAUUCAAAAUUCAAAUUAUUCAUUAAAAAAAAUUAAAACUUAAAUUUUUUUUUGUAAAUUAAAGAUUAGCGAAAGAAACGUGCUAAAAAAUAUCGCAAAGAUAUCUUCUGGACAUUUUUGUGUCAUAACAAUAGAUUUUGCGCCAAUUGCAAACAGCCAUAUAAAAUUGCAUGACACAAUGCUAAAUAAUAAAACGAUACUUUACGUGUUCAUAGAAGGAUAAUCUGCGCAUAUUAUUAUUAUUGUGUAAUGUACCGUGUCAUGUGUCACAAUUUCAUAUUCACUGGCACGCAUAUUCACACACGCACUUCAAAGAUUUAAGGAAAGCGCGAAAGGCUGCGAUGCAGUGAAAAAGCGUAUCGCGUCAUGUACCUAACGUUACGAACUCUGUAAUGAUUCUCAUUAUAUUUUUGUACAUAAUUGGGAAGAAUUUUACGAGAGAAUAAAACGAUUCAAUGAAAGUAA
Molecule: messenger RNA, 6664 nt
Organism: Cataglyphis hispanica
Lineage: Eukaryota; Metazoa; Arthropoda; Insecta; Hymenoptera; Formicidae
Product: elongation of very long chain fatty acids protein AAEL008004-like
Exons: 6
Coding region: 1182-2171 (329 amino acids)
Biological process (GO): sphingolipid biosynthetic process; fatty acid elongation, polyunsaturated fatty acid; very long-chain fatty acid biosynthetic process
Cellular component (GO): endoplasmic reticulum membrane
Molecular function (GO): fatty acid elongase activity
Source: RefSeq, a predicted model, not a curated record